This is a messenger RNA of Linum trigynum, 2097 nucleotides long. The record is from the annotation of a GenBank genome assembly. Lineage: Eukaryota; Viridiplantae; Streptophyta; Magnoliopsida; Malpighiales; Linaceae.
AUGGGGAGUGAAAGCGGCAGCAUAAGCUGCGGCGGCGGCGCGGAGGUUCGGCAAGUACCGCCUGUACACACGAAGAUUGUUCAGAGCUUGAAGGAGGUUGUGAACAACGGUAACUAUACCGAUUCCGAUAUCUACGACGUUCUUCGGGACUGUGACAUGGACCCAAACGCCGCCGUCCAGAAGCUGCUAUCCCAAGAUAUUUUUCGUGAGGUGAAAAGCAAACGUGAAAGAAGAAAAGAGAUGAAGGACACACAGGACUUAAAGAGCCGGGACAACAGUAGUCAUCUUGAAGCUAGAGUUAAUGCUCACCGUAGUAUAGGAGAGGUUCAAUCACAAGCCAGCUAUAAUGAGCUUGGUAAAGCUUCAUACAGGAGAGAUAAUGGGUCUGCAAGUCCUGUCUUACCUUCAUCUUCUUUGACAUAUGAAGUGAAAACUCCUGUGGACCGGCCUUCACCUCAUAGUGAUUCAUUUGAAGAUAAGAGCGCUAGUAAGAACAUAAGGCUUGUUGAUUCAUCUGCACAAAGUCCUCUAGCUUCUCAAUCCGAUUGGCCAGGAGGUUCAUCCGGACAUGUUUCCAAGGCCGACAUUGUUAGGGUGCGAGGGCCUCAAACAAAGGGAAGGAGAGCUCAUUUAGCAUCUAUAAGCAGUUCGCCUGAAAUAUUACAGAGUGCCGAGGGCUUGCAGCAGCUGAGUUUGGAGGAGAAGCCUGCAGAGGUUACAUCAGAGAACAAACAUGGCGUGGUGUUUCCAAACUAUAUGCAAGCUUUUGCUGCCGACUGCUCACAUUUGAGCUUUGGAACAUAUAAAUCUAGGGUGCAACCUUCAAUGUCUGUGCCUGCAAUGUCUGAUUCAGUGAGGAGCAACUCAUUUGCAGCUACAGAUAGUCCACCUUCUGUGAAUUUAGGGUUCCCUGGUGAUUCGUUGAGUCCUGAUCAUCUUGAGUCUAUGAGGAAUGUUUCCCAGUUGGCUGAUGGUGCUACAAACCGUAGCUUUCCAUCACAUUUACAUCCAGAGUUGAUACAGGGGAGUAUUCCUGGAGCUUCUCAGCAAGAUGAAUAUUUCUCUCAGUUGUCUAUGCACGAUUCUAGUUCUAAGAAAUUCCUAGACCACAGUACUUCAUCAUCUAUUAUGAUGCAUCCAAAUGCUCUGAGUGCUCCUACCCUCCAUCAAGAACUGUGUAUGAAUUCCAAGACCUUGCCUAUUGAGUUUUUGGCUGCUAAUGUGGAAUCUGCGAGAAACUUUGAUGACCUGCUUUCAGCAUUUGGCUCAACCCAUCAAAUCCCCACUUCACACUAUGGAAGUAUUCCACCAUCAACUGGUAGUUCAUCCAUUUUGAUUCCGGAGAUUCUGAACUCUACUGCCUAUGGCUUACCAACAUCUUAUUCACAGGAGUUUCCUGGCAGUAAUCUUCUCAGGGAGCCUGCACUGUUGCAGCAUGUAACAUCACAACCGUUCUCCCAGCCUGCUCUGAGCUCGGAAGAAGUGGCAAAGUUGACUGGAUAUCCAGCUCUCUCUCCAAAUUAUGUUCACAGUUCCUCAUUCUCUUUGCAGCAGCAUGCAUAUGAAGAGACUUCAUUCCUUAAUUUGGCAAGGACAAAGAACCUCAAUCAGUUCAAGGGGGAUGGUUCUCGGAGUAACUUUCCUCAGCCGGAUGCUGCUGAUGUUUCUGGUUAUGCUGGAUUUGGGAGGCAGUCCAACUAUAGAGGGAAGUUUCCUCGUGAUUUAUCCUCCAAUCUUUCUGCUUCUGCUGUCGGAUAUGGUGAUACUUUGCGCACUUCAUUUACUGGUGGAAACAAUUUAUCCUCGCUCCAACAGAAUGACAUUUCUUCUCCAUGGGAGUAUGGGCCAGAUAAAGCAACUUUAUCAGCCAUUCCAGACAACCAGUAUCACAGUUUACACGGAUAUAGUCAAUUUCUUCCAAGAUAUAAUAAGCAAGAACAGCAGCAGCAUUCCCACGAUUAUGGUGCUCUUGGAUAUGGCAGCUCAUAUCCUUCUCAAGGAAGGACAGUCCAAGAACAAUGGAUCGGCGCUGGUAGUGUUAAUAGUUUCCCAGAUCCUUCAUCCAAGCAGCAAAAAAUUUGGGGGCAAAACUACUGA